Molecule: messenger RNA, 1232 nt
Organism: Vespa velutina
Lineage: Eukaryota; Metazoa; Arthropoda; Insecta; Hymenoptera; Vespidae
Product: phospholipase A1-like
Exons: 7
Coding region: 90-1157 (355 amino acids)
Biological process (GO): lipid metabolic process
Molecular function (GO): lipase activity
Source: RefSeq, a predicted model, not a curated record
UAGUAAUAGAAUAGUCAUUUGCUCUGUUAGUAUUGUUAAUCCAAAAAAGUUUCCUUUUUCUUUCUUUGGACAACUAAAGUUCUUACAAAAUGAAUUCAAAAUACUUGAUAUUGUUCAUAUGUUUUGUGCAAGUGUUACAUUAUUAUUACGCGGAUGGUAAAUCAUUGAUACCAGAUUCAAUAUCGUCGUUGAUUCCAUCAAACGGGAGUGUGAUACCGGAUUCAAUAUCGUCGUUGGUUCCAUCAAAAGACAAAGUGAUACCAGAUUGUUUCUUCGGUAUUGAAACGAUUGACUUUAUUUUAUUCACACGACAAAACAGCAAUGGCACUCUUCUUACGUUACAAAAUCUAACGGACGACAAUGUAUUUGACAAAUCUCAGCUAUCAUGUCCACUUAUAUUCCUUAUACACGGUUUCCUUUCAUCUGCAAAUAAUUCAAAUUACAAGGAUAUGGCGAAUGAAAUAAUAAAAAAAUAUAAUGCACUCAUAAUCUCAAUUGAUUGGAAAAAGGGUGCUUGUAGUACUGGAGUUUCACUUCUCCAGUACGCUGGUUAUUUCAAAGCUGUUGAAAAUACACGUAUUGUUGGACAAUAUAUCGCUAAUUUCACCAAGGUACUUGUAGAAAAAUAUAAAAUGCCAAUGUCAAAUAUACGAUUGAUUGGGCACAGUUUGGGAGCACAAGUAGCAGGUUUUGCGGGGAAAGAAGUUCAAAAGUUAAAAUUAGGAAAUUAUCCUUUAAUUGUCGGGCUCGAUCCUGCUGGGCCAUUUUUCAAUUUGAAUAGUUGUUCUCAAAGAAUCUGCGAGACAGAUGCGGAUUAUGUAGAAAUUGUACAUACAUCGCUUCCAUUAGGAACAGAGAGAACCCUUGGUACCAUUGAUUUUUAUGUGAAUGAUGGAAUUUAUCAACCUAGUUGCAAUAUCGUGGAUAUAUCCUGUUCUCAUACGAAAGCCGUGAUAUAUUUUACCGAGUGCAUAAAACAAGAAUGUUGUUUAAUUGGAAUACCGUGGGAUAAUCGUUCGCAGGCUAUUUCGACUUGUACAAAGGAUAAAUGCGUUUGUAUUGGAUUAAAUGUAAAUAAUUAUCCUGCUAGAGGUAAAUUUUAUGUACCAGUUAAAAGUGAUUAUCCCUAUUGCAAUAACAAUGGCACAGUACUUUAAUUAUGAAAGAAAUGUUACAAUAAACUCAAAAACAUGUAUUACCAAAAAAUAAAUAAAUAAAGAUUGAUGAAAUAA